UGGUGAUGACGCUGGCCACUGCAAACGGGAGCACGUCCCUGACCACCGCUACUUCCACAUCUUUUACAAUUUAAGCUCAGGGAGAUGAUCUGAACGGUCACAGCCACCCUCCGCUCUCACCCGACCAAAGCAUCUCAGCCCCCUGACAGCAUCACCGACAUGCCCCGCAACGCGGAAUACGCCUAGCCGGCACAGCUAGUCUGCUCAACGACAUUUUACAGCCUUUUUUUGAAAUAUUCGACGGCCGGGUAUUUAUAGCUUUAAGGCAUCCUAACACAAUCCAUCAUGGCGUCAGCAAACGUUACACUGGAAAAUCAGCUGCAGAGUGCACAGAAGAACCUGCUCUUCCUCCAGCAGGACCAUGCCAACACACUGAAGGGGCUGCACGCAGAGAUACGCAGAUUGCAGCAGCAAUGCACAGACCUGACAUAUGAGCUGACUGUGAGAAGCUCUGAUCCCUCAGACAGCGGCGAGAUCCGAUGCAGGGAACUGCAAAGGAGAUGUGAAGAGCUGGAAGCCCAGCUGAAGAAGAAGGAGGAAGAGAACACGGAGCUUCUCAGGGACCUGGAGCAAAAGAACGCCAUGAUUUCCGUCCUAGAAAACACCAUCAAAGAGAGGGAGAAGAAGUACCUGGAGGAGCUCAAGAUGAAGAGCCACAAGCUGGCUGUUUUGUCAGGGGAGCUGGAGCAGAGAGCGAGCACCAUUGCUUACCUCACAUCGCAACUUCACGCCACGAAGAAAAAGCUGCUGGCUGGGAGUUCCUCGGAGGCCAGCCCUAACGUCAGUCCGGUCUCCUCGUACAAGCCCUCACCUCCGCCCGCCAAAGACAGGCAGCCUGAAACCCCGCGCCGCCGCAUGAAGAAGAGCCUCUCCCAGCCUCUCCACCCGGAGCUGACGGAGGUGUACCGCCUCGGUGCGGACGGCAGGCGGCUGGUCCUGAGGGAGACGGUCGACGCCAUGCCCGACCCCACGCCCUUCCUGCAGGCAGGCAGAGAUUCCCCCGAGCCUCAGGUGGUGCGUGAACGGCCUGCAGUAAUCCCUCCCAUCGCCUCCGAGCGCUCCCCCGUCCACGCUCUGGGUGCCACGGCCAGCCCCCGUCACAGCCCCGCUCGGGACCGUCAGUACAGGGCUCACGUGGGCGUGGCGCACCGCAUCCCGCACGGCACCCCUCCCCUAGACCCGCCGCAAGCGGAGCUGGAGACGCUGGCCGUGGACCAGGUCAACGACGAGAAGGUCGUGCGGAAGCGCUCAGGAACUGACAGAACAGUUUAACUGCUGCAAUGCUAACACGCACAUAAACGCACACACAUCUACUGUAUACACAGCUCACUGCAAGAACUGGAAGGAGCCUGACCCACUGUGUAGCCUGCUUUUUACGCAACACUGCAAUGUAAAAAAAAAAAAAAUAAGAACAUAUAACCUUUUUGUGGUGUUCCAUGAAGACUUUUUGAUUUUCUUAAUAUACUGGAGAAGAAGACUACUUUAAAGCAUGCCAAAUGUUUCUCAUUUACAUCCCAAUGACAUCUUAACUUUUUUGCUUAGACUUUGUUUUAUUUUAUGUGGUGCAUACGACAAGUUCUCCGCCAAAUAUCUGUAUCAGUGCCUGCUCAACCUGCUCAUAGUGUAGCAUUGGCUAGUUAGUUAUCUUUACAUGUCUCCGUGCUCCAUCUCCUCAAAAAACAGUCUGGACAUAUCACAUAUUACGAGAUGUCUGUAGCCGCAUAGGAUAGAACUGAAAUUAUUAAACUAAUACUCCUUGAAUGCCUUUCACCUGCUUGUUAUAUCAGUAUAAUAAUAAAACUGUAGGUAUGAGCUGCACAGUGCGCAACAGAAAUUUGCCGGUUAUCAACGUGAACGCUGCAAUUUUCACCUUUUAUUUUGCUGACUGGGAAAAAAACAGCAGGGGUGUACGUGUUCAAAUGCAGCGUGAGACGACAAUGGGACGUGCAUUUGCGUGAGUGAGACGGACAAAGAGAGAGUGUGUUUCUGAGAGACGGCGAAGGCCACAGAGAGAGUUUGGUUUCAACAACACCCACUGACGUCAAUUGUGAUACAAGGGCAUUCUUGCAAACAACGGCUGCACUAGGAUUUGGUGAUAUUAUUAACUGUACUUUAUAAAGGCUGUAAAUUUGUAAUGGGAUUCUUUUUUUUUUUUAAUUUAUUGUUUAAUGUAGAGCACAGUAGAAAACACCUCAGAUACUCAUAUUAGUCAUGAUGCCACCACCACGCUGGUAACUGAAAUCACUUAAUAACCUGCUUUUCACUCUAAGAUCACUUGUCCUUGAAGUAUACAAAUCAAUACAAUAAAGCACUGUUUGGUUA
Messenger RNA from Mugil cephalus (flathead mullet), 2322 nucleotides. RefSeq names its product coiled-coil domain containing 92 (gene ccdc92). The record is from RefSeq and is a predicted model, not a curated record. The transcript is spliced from 5 exons. Bases 286 to 1272 code for a protein of 328 amino acids. NCBI's taxonomy places the organism in Eukaryota, Metazoa, Chordata, Actinopteri, Mugiliformes, Mugilidae.